Messenger RNA from Laccaria bicolor S238N-H82, 447 nucleotides. RefSeq lists its product as uncharacterized. The record is from RefSeq and is a predicted model, not a curated record. Gene Ontology annotation, biological process: transmembrane transport. Bases 1 to 447 code for a protein of 148 amino acids. Gene Ontology annotation, cellular component: fungal-type vacuole membrane. Gene Ontology annotation, molecular function: transmembrane transporter activity. The transcript is spliced from 4 exons. Lineage: Eukaryota; Fungi; Basidiomycota; Agaricomycetes; Agaricales; Hydnangiaceae.
AUGAUAAUGAAUGCAGGUAGCGCUGCAGGACGCAUUGUCCCAAACCUAUUUGUAUAUCGUUUCGGUGUCUACAACGUGAUCAUACCCUGCGUAUUUAUUGCCGCGAUUUUGGUCAUUUGUACCCUUGCAGUGAAUACUGCUAUUGGUACAUUGAUAUUCGCUGUUCUUUACGGUUUCUUCUCUGGAGCAUAUGCCAGCAUGCUUCCGCCGAUGGUGAGUUCCCUCGCUAAAAACGAUGGCGAAAUGGGCGCGAGAUUGGGAGUCUGUUUUACAUUCACUGGGUUAGGCGGCCUUGUCGGUACUCCGAUAGCUGGAGCAUUGUUGUCGCCAUCAUUUGUAUGGUGGCGUCCGAUUCUCCUUCCCAGUCUCUGUGUUCUUAUCAGCGCUUUGUGCUUCACUGCCACGAGGUUCCUGAGAGUUCGGAAGAAGGGCACACAAUGGCUAUAA